CCUCGAGAUCGUCCCCCGCUUUCACUUCUCCCCCCGCGAGGACAGACUUCACAAACGUGAGGACUAGAACAUAUCAGGCAAAAUGGUGAAGAUUGGAAUCAACGGGUUCGGACGUAUCGGCCGUCUGGUGACCCGCGCCGCCGUCUCAGGAGGCAAGCUGGAGGUGGUGGCCAUCAAUGACCCCUUCAUCGAUCUGGACUACAUGGUCUACAUGUUCAAGUACGACUCCACUCACGGCGUGUGGAAGCACGGAGAGGUGAAGGCCGAGGGCGGCAAGCUGGUCAUCGGCAGCAUGCACAUCAUGGUCUUCCACGAGAAGGACCCCGCCAACAUCAAGUGGAGCGACGCUGCUGCCGAAUACGUCGUGGAGUCCACCGGUGUUUUCACCACCAUCGAGAAAGCCUCUGCUCACCUGAAGGGCGGCGCCAAGAGGGUGCUGAUCUCCGCCCCCAGUGCUGACGCCCCGAUGUUCGUCAUGGGCGUCAACCACGAGAAGUACGACAACUCCUUGAAGGUGGUGAGCAAUGCUUCCUGCACAACCAACUGCCUGGCUCCCAUCGCCAAGGUCAUCAACGACAACUUCGGCAUCGUUGAGGGUCUCAUGAGCACCGUCCACGCCAUCACCGCCACGCAGAAGACCGUUGACGGUCCCUCCGGUAAGCUGUGGAGGGACGGACGCGGCGCCUCACAGAACAUCAUCCCCGCCUCCACCGGAGCCGCCAAGGCUGUCAGCAAAGUCAUCCCCGAGCUGAACGGUAAACUGACCGGCAUGGCUUUCCGUGUCCCCACCCCCAACGUCUCUGUGGUUGACCUGACCGUCCGUCUGGAGAAGCCCGCCAAGUACGACGACAUCAAGAAGGUGAUCAAGGCCGCUUCUGAGGGACCCAUGAAGGGAAUUCUGGGAUACACAGAGGACCAGGUUGUGUCCACAGACUUCAACGGAGACACUCACUCCUCCAUCUUUGACGCCGGCGCCGGCAUUGCCCUCAACGAGCACUUCGUCAAGCUGGUUUCAUGGUACGACAAUGAGUACGGCUACAGCACCCGCGUGUGCGACCUGAUCCUUCACAUGUUCUCCAAGGAGUGAAGUCCUCUUUCAUUUUCCUUCCCAUGAUUCCCCUCUUCCUUCACCUGUAACAUGGAAGCCGCGCCAUCCGCUACCCGGGAGCAAAACAUCCUCUACGACAAACUGAUAACUGACAACAAAUACUGAUUAUAAUACCUUUUUAUAUGAUAUGCGUGGCGUGUGCUCUGUCCGCACUAAGCAGUGUUUGAAGAGGUGGUUUUUUUUUUUUUGGUUUUUUUUUCCCCAUCACUGAACUGUAUUGUACUGAACGGUCUGGUUGCACUAAACAUGAUAAUAAAGUCCUCUAGUUUGUGGAAAGAC
Anarrhichthys ocellatus (wolf-eel) is the source of this 1387-nucleotide messenger RNA. RefSeq names its product glyceraldehyde-3-phosphate dehydrogenase. The transcript is spliced from 12 exons. The coding region runs from base 83 to 1087 and encodes 334 amino acids. Lineage: Eukaryota; Metazoa; Chordata; Actinopteri; Perciformes; Anarhichadidae. Gene Ontology annotation, cellular component: cytosol. Gene Ontology annotation, molecular function: glyceraldehyde-3-phosphate dehydrogenase (NAD+) (phosphorylating) activity; NADP binding; NAD binding. The record is from RefSeq and is a predicted model, not a curated record. Gene Ontology annotation, biological process: glucose metabolic process; glycolytic process.